This is a messenger RNA of Linderina pennispora, 785 nucleotides long. Its product is annotated as ribosomal protein S26e. Gene Ontology annotation, cellular component: ribosome; cytosolic small ribosomal subunit. The transcript has a single exon. Lineage: Eukaryota; Fungi; Kickxellomycota; Kickxellomycetes; Kickxellales; Kickxellaceae. Gene Ontology annotation, molecular function: mRNA binding; structural constituent of ribosome. Gene Ontology annotation, biological process: translation. Bases 465 to 713 code for a protein of 82 amino acids. The record is from RefSeq and is a predicted model, not a curated record.
AACGAAAAUAUUGGAACAAUGGUAAGCCUAUCGGCGGAUUUGUGAGCGGGCAGAGUCGGGCGACGGAUGCGCUUUCCUGUAACCAGUAUCGGCGAGGCGAAUCCAUCGGCGUAUCCAAAGUGUGCAGGCAGAGAGCGCUGCGGCUGGACGGGAAUAUUCAAAACCUACUGAAUGCAAUUGCGCCAUGGAGACAUUUGGUUGAAUUCUGCGCCCCGCCCAAUUGGAGGAACUGGAAUCGCCCCUCCACGAGUCUUGAAUUGGCAAGAAUGAAAGUGAGGAGACCACGAAGUGUGCAGAGCCGUCGCGCUAAUUCCAGGUCGCACCAUGCAAUUUGCACCAUUGAUUUGUAGACCACCAAGCGCAGGAACCACGGACGUAACAAGAAGGGACGCGGACACGUCAAGUUCAUCCGCUGCGAGAACUGCUCGCAGGCUUGCCCCAAGGACAAGGCCAUCAAGCGCUUCAUGGUCCGCAACAUGAUCGAGGCUGCUGCCCAGCGUGAUAUGGCUGAGGCUUCGGUCUACGACUCGUACGCCAUCCCCAAGCUGUACAUCAAGGUCCAGUACUGCGUCGGCUGCGCCAUCCAUCUGCACAUCGUCCGCGUGCGCUCGCGCACUGGCCGCCGCAACCGUGCUCCUCCUCCCCGUGUCCGCUUCAACAAGGACGGCAAGAAGAUCACCGCGACCAACACCCCCGCCAAGGCCCAGGCCUAAGCUUGAUUGCACUCCAAUGUAUCGGGUACAGUUGAUGUUUAGCUCUUGUUGAGUGUGUUUAUCUUUUUAUAA